AUGAAGACAGUUAAUUUCUGUGUCCUGCUACUUUGCUGGAAAACAGCUUGCUGCAAUAACUGUGAGCUGUCUAAUGUCACAAUAAUGGUGGAGAAGGAAGAGUGUGGGUUUUGCAUCAGUGUAAAUGCAACUUGGUGUUCCGGUUACUGCUUCACAAAGGAUCCAGUUUACAAGUACCAACCAAUGAUUCAGAAAGUCUGCACAUUCAAGGAGAUCAUAUACGAGACUGUAAAGAUCCCAGGCUGUUCUGGUCAUGUGGAAUCAUUUUAUUCCUACCCAGUGGCAACAGGAUGUCACUGUGAGACAUGUGACACAGACAUUACUGACUGCACCAUGAGAGGCUUGGAGCCAGGUUAUUGUUCUUAUAGCCCAAACCAGCUAAAGGAAUGA
Messenger RNA from Hemicordylus capensis (graceful crag lizard), 390 nucleotides. RefSeq names its product follicle stimulating hormone subunit beta (gene FSHB). The transcript has 2 exons. Gene Ontology annotation, cellular component: cytoplasm; extracellular region. Gene Ontology annotation, biological process: G protein-coupled receptor signaling pathway. Gene Ontology annotation, molecular function: hormone activity. The coding region runs from base 1 to 390 and encodes 129 amino acids. The record is from RefSeq and is a predicted model, not a curated record. Lineage: Eukaryota; Metazoa; Chordata; Lepidosauria; Squamata; Cordylidae.